Messenger RNA from Diaporthe citri, 825 nucleotides. RefSeq lists its product as uncharacterized. The record is from RefSeq and is a predicted model, not a curated record. Lineage: Eukaryota; Fungi; Ascomycota; Sordariomycetes; Diaporthales; Diaporthaceae. The transcript is spliced from 2 exons. The coding region runs from base 1 to 825 and encodes 274 amino acids.
AUGUUGGCUUCCAUUGAGGAUGUUUACCAGACGCGGGUCAGCCGGCUGUUCCUAACCUUAUCUCUGGCCCGCACCACCUUUCCCAUCCUCACCUUCUUCUACCUGAACUUUGACGAUGAACCUAUGACGGAGGAGCCAUUAUCUUUACUUCAUGACUGGCCAGAUGUGAACAUGGACGAGGCCGAGAUCCUGAUGGCAAAGAAGAGACAACCAAUUGCCCAGUGCAAAGAUUUGAUUCACAUAUCUCCAGAGCCUGGCGCCCCGGUAUUAUUUGCAGAGAGGGUCGGGUUUCUCCACAGGACUGUGGUCGAUUACAUACAAACAGAGGAGACCAGCCAAAAACUGAUCCGUCUUGCGGGUCAGGACUUCGAGCCGAGAAUGGUUCUCCUGCAAGCAAAUUUGGGCCAACUCAGAUCCUUGCUACAACUCCACCGCUUGACAUAUAUCCGUCCUCACCUCGAGCAGUGGAUACUCGGCUGCCUAUACUAUGCUUACAUGACCGAAGUCACGACCGGCGAGCCCGUAGAGAAAGAACUCGACGAGCUUGAAAGGAUGAUCGGGCAACACUUCAGCAGGUGGAGCUUUUCACAUGCAAUGGAAGUCCUGUUCCGGGACCCAGGAAUUACGCGGUUCCUCGACCUGGCUUGCAUGUGUGACCUGGCCUUGUACGUCACAAGCAAGGUCCCGGAUUGCACGCCGGCCAAACUCCAAAGUCUUGCACCAAGGUGGCAGAGCCACACCAGGAUCACGCAAUCUUCAGGAUUUGAGAUCGUGAGCCUCGAUGCUGGGGAGGAGAAGAGGCUCUCUGCCACCCUGGACAAGUGA